GUUUUUAAUGUUUAGGAGGAUAAUGAUGAGAUUAGCAACAUUAUGAGUUUGUGUCUUAAUGCAAAUAAGAGGACUAUGUAGAAAUUAAAGAGAUUUUAAUACGCAUAUUCGUUGACUACAGGCCACAGUUGUCGAAUUUCUUUUUUUAUAAUGAGUAGAAUAUCCAGCAGUAUAGCAACAGAACUGCGCUCCAAGAGUCGGCUCAAGUCAAUUUCCCCUAAGGUAAAAAUAGAAUGCAUCUUCAGGAAGAUGAAUCAAAACAAACGGUGGCUCAUAGAAGUAAUUGACGAAUAUAUUAAAUGUAACCAAGAAGAGGAAAUCAAUAAGGAAUCGAUUAUAGAUUUGGACGCAAAUCUUUUAGACGCGAAGGAUAAAAUGACGCUGCUGUUACAUAAAUCUUACAGGACGAAUGAGGAGGUUGCGGCAAUUGCAGAGAAGUUAAAGUUCGUAUUGCCAUUCGUCAGAUAUCCAAUGUCUUUAAUGGAAGACCUGGUGAGGCAUGCGUACCUACAAGGAUACGAAGCGGGAAGAAUAUUGUACCUUCAGAACCAGACCUCCCUCUCAUCCUACUUCAUACUGAGUGGUGUUAUCGAAGUUGUUCCUGAGGAAAUUAAGGAUCCAGUUAUGGAGUUUCAAAAACUUAUCUUUAAUGCAUCGGAUUUUGAGAAGAUAAAGAAUGCUAAUAACCAUAUAUAUAGCCGUGGACAUAUGAUUGGUCGAAAGGAAUUACUAUUUGGUGAGCCUAGGAAACGUACAGCCUUUAUCAGACAGGAUUUGCUUUGCAUUAAAUUUGACAAAAAGUUCAUGCUCCAAACUCUCGAACCGGUACUUGAACAUUGGUAUGAAGUGUUCUCUUAUUUGGAAACAUUCGAUUUAUUCUAUUAUUUGGAUAAGGAUGCAAUGAGAGGACUUUGUAAAGUGGGAAGGAUUGUGAACUACCGUGUCAAUAAAUUAGUCAAUGCAACAGACACCAGUUGCUUCUUAAUCGAAGGGGAGGCUUACGUCAUCCAAAAGUUACUUAUUCAGAAUUAUCUGGAUAAAGGGAAGUGGUCUCUGAAGUUAUAUGAAGAUCAAGACGCAACUGAAUACGGCGAUGACGUUGAUUCAGUUUUUAUGCAAGUUAUGAUUUUAAAUAAUGGAGCGUAUUUCGGCUUAGGCGAGAGAAUGUCAAAACAUAUAAUUUGGACAAAAAUGCCUACAAAAUUUGUUCAAUUUUCUAGUAAAGAACUCUUUCAGUAUGGUGAUUCCUCAAUAUGGGAGAAUCAACAAAAUUAUCUCAAUGGAUUGUAUCCCACUACAGAACAACUUUUUAAAUAUUUCCUCUAUGGCAGGCAAUGGUCAAAGUACAAAAAAGAUCUCACAAAUCAAAUUAAGAGUAACAGAGAACAUAGCAUGGUCCACGAGGUCCCAUUGCCAUUGAGAUGUCAUCAUAUGAAGUUGAGCAAGAGCAGUAUGAAGAGGCUCGGUAUACCCGCCAUAGACGAUUAUCUCAAAGGCGGACUUGAUCCUCUGGCGGAUGAAAUGAAAAAACCCUACGUUUUGGACAAAAAUGGUGAUUUGAGGGAAAAGUUGUUCGGGCGGUUUAGGACUGAACCGCAUUACAAAUCAAAAGAGCUAGAAGCACACGAAGAAACCAAGAGACCAAAAGUAUAUGAUACUUUCCCAUCCUUUUUCUUUUACAAUGCACUCAAACAAGAGGGUUUCAUAAAUGAGGAUGAGGUUGUAAUCCCGCAAGCAAAACCAUGAUAUUUGUUGUUCAUUGUAAUAACAAGGGUGAUGUAUAGCCACAAUUAGCUAAAAAGUAGCUGCUAAUAAUGUAAGUAAAUUCGGAAAUUCUAAAUGCUGUUUAUUCAAAAGUAUUCAAUAGUUUACAACUCAUUGGAUGGUUAGAUGUUAAAUAGAUGAAUAAAAGAAAAUAAAUUAAAGUAAAUAGCUAUGUGAAUAAUAUCCUAAUACAAUACUAACGCUACUUCAAUAAUUUGAAAAAUAUUGGAAUAAAUAUAAGAAAACUAAAAAGCUCCAAUACAAAAAAUGUUAAAAAUAAAAUUAAAAUAAUAAUGCAAU
Molecule: messenger RNA, 2064 nt
Organism: Nezara viridula (southern green stink bug)
Lineage: Eukaryota; Metazoa; Arthropoda; Insecta; Hemiptera; Pentatomidae
Source: the annotation of a GenBank genome assembly